GGUGGGGGCCUGGCGGGGGCAUCCGGCGAAGCUGGGGUCCCCGGGCUCCGUCCGGAGGAAGCGAGGCUGGGCCGCCAGAGGGGACGGGACGCGCUGGCGGGCGGACUCGCCCUGUCGGUGGUGACUGCGCCGUCCCGGGCCCGUCCUGCCUGGCCGCAGGUGCCCUGGAUGAGGCCGCCCCGCGCGCCGCGACCGGUCUCUUAAUCCAUGGAUAAAGUGGGGAAAAUGUGGAAUAACUUCAAAUACCGGUGUCAGAAUCUCUUCGGUCAUGAGGGAGGAAGCCGUGGUGAGAGCGUGGACAUGAACUCCAACCGAUGUCUGUCUGUCAAAGAGAAAAGCCUGAGUGUGGGGGACCCCGCUCCCCAGCAACAAAGCAGUCCCUUAAGAGAAAAUGUUGCCUUACAGCUGGGGUUAAGCCCUGCAAAGAGCUCUGCCAGGAGAAGCCAGAACUGUGCUGCGGAAAUCCCGCAAAUUGUGGAAAUCAGCAUCGAGAAGGAGAACGAGGCGGGCGGGCCACCCGGCACCAGGCUUGCACGGAGAGAUUCUUACUCUCGGCACGCUCCGUGGGGUGGGAAGAAGAAACAUUCCUGUUCUACCAAGACCCAGAGCUCGCUGGAUAGCGACAAGAAAUUCGGGCGAGCCCGGGGCGGACUGCCGAGGAGAGAGCGGCGCUGUGGGGCCAGCUCGGCGCACGACCUGGACAGCGUUUCCAGCCGAGCCGUGGGGAGCCGCUCGCUGCGCCAGCGGCUGCAGGACACCGUGGGCUUGUGCUUUCCCGUGCGAACCUACAGCAAGCAGGCCAAGCCCCUGUUUUCCAACAAAAGGAAGAUCCAUCUCUCUGAACUAAUGCUAGAGAAAUGCCCUUUCCCUGCCGGCUCUGACCUAGCUCAAAAGUGGCAUCUGAUCAAACAGCAUACGGCUCCCGUGAGCCCACACUCCACCUUCUUUGAUACCUUUGAUCCAUCACUGGUUUCGACAGAAGAUGAGGAAGACCGGCUGCGAGAGAGACGGCGGCUCAGCAUUGAAGAAGGGGUGGACCCCCCUCCCAACGCACAGAUCCACACAUUUGAGGCUACUGCACAGGUGAAUCCGCUGUAUAAACUGGGACCAAAGUUAGCUCCUGGGAUGACUGAGAUGAGCGGGGAUGGCUCUGCAGUUCCGCAGGCCACCUGUGACUUGGAAGAGGACACCACCACCUUAUGCUUGCAGUCACGGCGGCAGAAGCAGCGUCAGGUGUCCGGAGACAGCCACAUGCACGUGAGCAGGCAGGGGGCGUGGAAGGUCCACACCCAGAUCGAUUACAUACACUGCCUAGUGCCGGACCUGCUGCAGAUUACUGGCAAUCCCUGCUACUGGGGAGUGAUGGACCGCUACGAAGCCGAGGCCCUUCUGGAAGGGAAGCCGGAGGGCACGUUCUUGCUCAGGGACUCUGCGCAGGAGGACUACCUCUUCUCCGUGAGCUUCCGCCGCUACAACCGAUCCCUGCAUGCUCGAAUCGAGCAGUGGAACCACAACUUCAGUUUCGAUGCUCACGACCCAUGUGUGUUUCACUCCUCCACUGUAACAGGACUUUUAGAACAUUAUAAAGACCCCAGCUCUUGCAUGUUUUUCGAGCCGUUGCUGACGAUCUCGCUGAACAGGACUUUCCCCUUCAGCCUGCAGUAUAUCUGCCGGGCGGUGAUCUGCAGGUGCACCACGUAUGAUGGGAUUGACGGGCUCCCUUUGCCAUCGGUGUUGCAGGAUUUUUUAAAAGAGUAUCAUUACAAACAGAAAGUUAGGGUCCGCUGGUUAGAGCGAGAGCCAGUCAAGGCCAAGUAAACCCUCCUGUUCCCCAAGGGCAUUAGCUAGGUCUCCUUUUGCGGGCACCAGACAGUCCAGCUGUAGCAAGCACAGGGUUGGUGCCAGGUUUUCCCACAACGUGUGUAAAGACAGCGUUAGUUUCUCUCAGAUGCGGCCUACUGUUACUCAGAGCAGUGUGGGGCCUGUUGAAGCUGCAGGCUAGAACUACAAGUGCUGGGUAAGAUUGCAACCCAUUCUGCCAGUUUGGCCACGUUUGGGUUUUUAAUGGCCAUGGUAACUGAGGGAGGCAACUCUGGGGCAUUUGCUAUGAAGAAUUCUAUUUCUUACUGAAGAACAAAUUAUUAAUAAUGGAUGAGCAUUUCAACAGUGUGACUGAUGUUUAAAAUUAUUUUUUCUAAGAGUUUUUCUAUAACCUUCCAAAAGUAGUGAUGUUUGUAGUUACUGUAAGUCAAGCUUUGAAAGUCCAACAGAAUUUAAAGAAAAAAAAAACUGCCUUCCUUUUAGAAAAAAAAAAAUGCAAUUUUCUGGCCAUAAGGGCAUAGUGCAGUUCUCUUAGGUAUUGAUGUAGUUUAUAGUCAGCAUACUUUUACCUUCUGCAAAAGGUACUGUUAAGUAAACCAGGUUUUCUAAAUAGCUAUUCUUCUUACAAUUCCAGACUUAGAGAGUUAAUCGUAGGAUUUUAUUCAAGGCCCUAGGUAUAACCUUUUGAACAAGUGCUUGCACUUAACAACAAGCAUUCAGAAUAGCUGCUGCAGUGUAGUCCUGCAUGUGAUUUCCCAAGUUGACAUGCGCAGUCUAAUGUUUGUUUCCUUAAGAAGUUGGAUCUUCUGCCAUGCUCAUGAUAAGUUCGUGAACCACGAGGAAAAUGAGAGUAGAAAUUGCCCAAACAAGUCAGAUAAUAGUAACUUCAUGGUCGCCGGUGUAUUAUUAUGGUGACACGGUAAUUAAUAAUUUGGAUGGCAGUAUUUACCUCUCUGUUGUAAACUCUCAUAGCUGAAUUGCUCAAGUAUAAUUCAUAGGAUUUCAGUGCAGUUAAUCCUUAAUGGAAAAUCUGAAACCUAAACUGCAGAUUUAAAAGGUACUGUACAACCGUUGUAUGUGUAAAUAACUUUACUUAGCACCUUUUCAUCACUUAGAAUAGUAGGUAAUACAACUGGAGUGAGCUCCUCUUGGAAGUAAUACAAAGUUCUAGUGACUGCUUCUUAGUAUUGAACUGCUUUUCCAGUUCUGUCCUAGAGAUUUUGCACUGAAGUAGCCAAAUCCAUUUUUGUGUCUUUUUGUUGGUGUGCUCUGUACCCCUUGAGUGCUCCCUGGAUCCCCUACCAGCCGCUGCAGAAAGGUGUCACAUCCCCCCAGCUCCUCCUUAUGUAUACAGCGCUGUGUCUGUACGCAACACUAGCCUUUAAACUGCUAAUGUAUGUUUCUGCUUGCCGUGCCUUGUUCUGGCUGCUUUCUUGUGCUAAUAAAGUAUGUUUGGUGUUCUCCUUGUAAAUGUGCUGUUUUAUACAUUUACAAUAGUUCCCCUUGUACGUGGAAUGGUUUGGGUUAUUUUUUUUUUUAAUAAGCAUUACCUGGCAACCUACUCUGGUUAAUGCGGAGUUACUGUGCAGUCUAUAUUGGCUUACUAGAACAAGCCGAGCUUAAAUUCAGUGCUCUACGGCUUUCUAGUCAUAAUCAUAUAUAAUGUGGAACAGUAUCUACAGUUGCUGCAAAUUACUGUACAGUUGAGGUUAUAAUUGAAAACACAGAAAUAAUAAAGUCUGCUGAUUUCUCUGCAGCUAGUGCAAAGCUGGAACUAUCAAUGACAUAUUAAACCAUUAUGUAUAGCAUCCCACUGCAUCAGAAACAGAUUGAACCAAGUCUCAUGAGCUAAUGACACAUCACCAUUUAUUGGUGGUUUGGGGACCAUUUUAAUUGAGAAUUAACACCCAAAUUAUAGUUUAACCAAAGACUUGUCCAUUUUAACAAAAUGGGGGUUGAGGGGACUUAGAAUUUCUGUGUUUCUAGUAGAAGUCCCUGAAUGAACACAUACCAAAGUAAUUGAGAACUUCAUCCAAACCUACUUUAAAGCAUUAUGUGCAAUUAAGUUGUUAUGACAUAAGUAUAUUGCAUUAUUGUUGGGUCUGUUUUCUUGAGCUUAUAAUAUAUCUGGAAAAUAAACCUCUUGGGGGAAAACAAGUCUGUGUUGAUUAUUGGAGAACUAUAUAUGCAAGCAAGAUCAUGUUUAAAAGAGGUCACUUGAAACUCCAAGAAAGCACUUGAUGUUUUAUAUGCUUGUAGCAAAUUGAUGUUCUAAUUAGUUUUAUAGAAAAUAUUAAUGCUUUUCUGUAUUUCAGAACUUUCACUUUUCACAUGGAAAUUGUUUUAAAUGUGUAACUGUAUGAGUUUAUGUAAGCAUGUAUACACUGUGCUAUAAGUCACUUAUGUUUCAGUUUGUGUACAAUAUUAAUAUGCAACUUCUGGUUUAAAUUUUUUCGUAAAAUAUUAGUGGCUUACAUUUUAAAAAAGAAAAAUCACCAGCAUGAAACUACACACAAAUCUAUAUCACUGUGUCUUUUUCUGAA
Molecule: messenger RNA, 4364 nt
Organism: Ochotona curzoniae (black-lipped pika)
Lineage: Eukaryota; Metazoa; Chordata; Mammalia; Lagomorpha; Ochotonidae
Gene: SOCS5
Product: suppressor of cytokine signaling 5
Exons: 2
Coding region: 208-1818 (536 amino acids)
Biological process (GO): cell surface receptor signaling pathway via JAK-STAT; phosphatidylinositol phosphate biosynthetic process; epidermal growth factor receptor signaling pathway
Cellular component (GO): phosphatidylinositol 3-kinase complex
Molecular function (GO): 1-phosphatidylinositol-3-kinase regulator activity
Source: RefSeq, a predicted model, not a curated record